UACCCUUAUUUCGCUGUGACGUCACAUGAAAAUUGAUAGGGUAUUGGACAAUUCACGCAGGGCUUUACUUUAUUUACUUUGGCGCUGAAAUCUGUUUUAUUUAUUUAUAAAUGACGCUGGAUUCUAGAUGAAUCUCAGAGAAGAACUAGUAAUAUGCCUGAAUAUAUGACAAGUUACCCUAUGACGUCAUUGACGCUCGACGCCAUCGCCUGCAAGGAAGAGGACGCGGUAGUCGUAGAAUAUAUUCUUAAAGCCUCAGGAAGUGGGGGGGAGAUGCAGUACCCCCCGGAUGUGAAGUACGCAUUCGAGGAACUUUGUCCUGUGUGUGGAGACAAGGUUUCAGGAUACCACUACGGACUUCUUACCUGUGAAAGCUGCAAAGGUUUCUUUAAGAGAACAGUACAGAACAAGAAGGUGUAUUCCUGCGUUGAUAACAGAAAUUGUCACAUUGACAAAAGUCAAAGGAAACGCUGUCCUUACUGUCGAUUUCAGAAGUGUCUCAGUGUAGGAAUGAAGUUAGAAGCGGUUAGACAAGAUAGAAUGCGCGGAGGGAGGAACAAAUUUGGACCGAUGUACAAACGAGACAGAGCGCUAAAACAACAGGCUAUACGCCAACAGCAGCAGCUUUUGGCCACGUGUCAUGCUCGGUUCUCUGGUGGAAUGAACAUGAUGGGAGAUCAGGACAUCAAGCCUGAUCCCAGCAUGCUCCACCAACUGUCCUCUGAAGGAAAUGUGGGAUACGCAAUGCAUUCGCCCCCUUUGUCCAGUAUGCCAUCACCUGGAAUGCCCGACUCCCCUCCUCAGGAUCUCAGUCGGUUAUCCAACUCUGUUUCAUCCCAAGCUCUGCCCACUUCCACCAACUCACCAUCUCAGGUUUACUCCAUGCCACCAAACUACCAUCACUCUGUUGUGUCAGCAAUGCGCAAUCAAUAUUCAGCAACACCUCACAUGAAUCACCAUUAUAAUCAUCACAGCCCAAACCAGAUGUCACCACUCUCGCCUGUGGCGCCCCCUAUCGUGCCAAUUGUGCCUCAGUUGAUUCUGGACGUGAAAGCUUCCAUGGCUGAUGAGAAUGAAAUAAAACAAAAACUUACUUCCUUUGUCCAAAAUGAAUUUGGCCAUGAGGAUAUUUUACAACCUAGUGUUCUAAUCAACAUGCUGUGUAAACUUUCGGACCAGCUUCUAUUUUUGAUGGUGGAGUGGGCAAGGACCUCAUUCUUCUUCAAAGAUUUAAAGGUUGAGGAUCAGAUGAAGCUACUACAGAACUGUUGGAGUGAAAUACUUAUAUUAGACCUGGUUCACAGACUGGUCAGGGAUACUUGGUCAGGGGAGGUUACUCUGUUGAAUGGGAAGAAGUUGACUUUGGAUUGCCUAGACAAGUUAGGACUAGGAGCAGCCAAAGAGAGUAUCUUUGAUCUGGUGCGGAAAAUGAAAGAGCUGAAAAUAGACAUCAACGAAUAUCUGUGCCUCAAAUUUCUAAUAUUGUUAAAUCCGGAUGUACCAGGUAUAGAAAAUCGUCAAGCAGUAGAGAAUUCCCAAGAGAAAGUUAAUUCAGCUCUAAUGGAAUACUGUGUCAAUUUCUACCCUCACCUCAAGGACAAGUUUGGGCAAGUUUUAUUAAGACUUCCAGAAGUGAGGUUGAUCAGUAUGCAUGCUGAGGAGUUCCUGUACUACAAACAUUUAAAUGGGGAAAUUCCUGAUCAGACUCUGUUAAUAGAAAUGUUGCAUUCUAAAAAGAAAUAGAAGAAUAAUGUUUCAUCGUGUAGCUACAACCUAUUUUCCUGAAUUUAUGAAUGAAUGGAUUCCACAUGAAAUCAAGGUUGAAAAUAUUAGAGAAAAUUAAUGAAUGAGAGAUUCUAUCAAAGGUUGUUGAGUUUGUAUUUUUAUCAGGGAGAAGAAAUAUAUUUAUCUAAAGGGAGAUAUGUACGAGUCAGCUGAUAAAGAGUGCUCCAAGGUUUUCUCACUUUUUGUUCAAAAUAUUGAGUGCGAUAAUCAUAAAAAAGACUGUGCCAUGUUUUUUUACUGGUUUUGUUAUUGUUGACUUUGUUUUAACUUUGUCCUAAAUUUUCGGACAAUAGUGGUCAGUUAACAGGACAAUAAUGGUCAGUUAACAGUAUCUUACAUAAGUGUAGUUAUAUAGUACACAGCUUUUCUGUUGUGGCAUCAUUUUUUAAAAUUUGCUAAUAAAACACUUAAUUGUUCAAAUUUUAAUUAUGAGGCCAUAUUUGUUCAUGUUGUGUAUAGGUAUUAGUAAUGCCAGAAUUUUUUCGAGCCAGUUGACUUGAGAAAUGAAAGUGCUGACUGUAUGAGUUAUGAAGACAGUUGUUACCUAUAUGCUGAGUGAACAUGUUUUUAUGAUUCAAUGUUUUAAGCCUUAGUUUACCUCUGAUGAGACAGUUUUUGUUUCUGUGAAAUAAGUUUCACUACAAAUGCUUAAGUUUUCCUGCAUUUGUGGAAAGUUGCAUACAUGUAUAAAAUGUUAAUUUGUGUUAUCAUGAUCAUCAUUUCAUUAUUAUAGGGCAUUUUGGUUCAUAGCUGUAGUCACAUGUAAAUUACAGUUGUGAAUGAGCAGUUUUUAUUGCAAUAUACUUUUGCCUAGGAAGGCUGUGACUUGUUAUAGUUUUUGUGUAACUUAAGAAAUGAUGUUUGACUUUACAAUACAUCGUGCUAAAGGAAUGAUAUUGCCUUCUCUUUUAUUCUAAUUUUUUUUUAAUACAUUGUACAUUUACGAUGACUUUAUUCGUGUUGGGGAAAAAUGGAAAUACUUUUAAAUUUUCGUAUUUUGUGAAGGAAACUGAAAUUCUUCUUUUAAUUUAUAUUUUACCAAAUAUUUUGAUAUUGAAAUUGACUUACAAUGCAAUUUAUAAAUGAUAUUUUGGAUUUAAAUGAAAUUUUCUAUAACGUUAUGGAUGUGAUUUAUUGUUAAAUUUCCCUGAAAGUUCAUCCUGCAUUGAAAAUAUCCAAGCAAAUGCUGAUCAUUUUCUUUCAAAAUUUCAAUCUUGCUAGUCUGACAUAUUACUAUUACGUCAUUGUAUGCUCUUUCAAAUGGACAAUCAAAUUACAGAAUUUUCUUGAAAGGACCGAUCCUCAUUGCUCAAAAUAAACUUUUAUCACCAAUUUUGAAAUCAGAUCGUCGUCAUAAAAUAUGAAUGAUUGAAAGGUCAGCUCAUAAUAUUAUUUUGUGUUUCUUUCAUCAUUAUUUUGUUAAUAUUAACAUAAAUUGCAUGUAGCCAGUAUCACUAUUAUCAGAAAUUAGACUGAAUGCAUGAAGACAACAAAGAUCUCAAACGCAAUUUUCAUACUAAGGUUCCCAUUUUUUAAUAUGGUAGACUUUUUUGACUGAAAAUUUCUUAACAUUAACACUAACUUUAAAGUUGUUAAUGUGAUUUGUAUUAUGCAGCUAUUUUAGCACAAUGGGAAAUUGUAAAUAAUCUAUGUGAUAUGACACUGUUGUUCUUGACGAUUGAUCGAGUGAUCUGAAACAUUGAUUAAAUCUAACCAUUCCUUAAAAUGCAUGAUGGUACUAAACUAUUUUAGCAUUCAUGUUCAUAUCCUUGCAAUGAGAAUUAAAUGGUUAGGAGAACAUUCAUUUUUUUUAUUCUGAAAAACACUUUUAUAUAAUAUAUAUUGGAUAUUUAAUAUAUUCUCAUAUUUAAGUCAUAUUAAUUAUAUUGUUUUAGAUUUUUCUAUCAACUACACAAGCAGACAUAGUGCUGAAAUUUGUAUAUUUUGAUGCUGAAGAUUUUGUAAACCCAGCUUCAAAUAUGUAAAUACAAAAGUAUGUACGAGUGCUUCCGUGAGAGAUGCUGUGUUUAUUGGUGCAUGAUUGUGUGUUUAUUGGUGCAAACACAUCCCAAUUUUGUUGUAACUCCAUGCCUAUUCAAUAAAUUGAGUGCUGUGUAUGUUGAAAAAGAAAGUGCUGAAUGGAUGUGUAUUUCUUUUGUUGACUGUAUGUGCUUUCACUGCUAAUAAAUAAUUGUGAUUUCUGUUUCAAAUUGGACUCUCUUAACCUAAUAUAUAGAUGAAUGGGUAUGUGCUUGUAUAAAACCACAGGAAGCAUGCCUUUGUUUGUCACAAGUGGUAUGGGAGACAUUGGGGGUUUGUGUAGAGGGCUUUUGACUUUAGCAAACAUUUUUAUCAAGUACUCCAAGCAUUUUUGUCCAGUUUCCAAUACUGUGUAUUAAAAAAAAAAAUUUUUAAAAACUGACAGGGUAACCUGUCUAAGAGUAUAUUCUUUGAUGGCAGUUUUGUGGCAGUGAAGAAAAUUUAAUAUUGCUGCAGAAUGUCCUACUGCAUAUAUGAAAUAAAACAGGAACUGUA
This is a messenger RNA of Ostrea edulis (European flat oyster), 4320 nucleotides long. RefSeq names its product nuclear receptor subfamily 5 group A member 2-like. The transcript has 8 exons. Gene Ontology annotation, cellular component: RNA polymerase II transcription regulator complex. The coding region runs from base 154 to 1743 and encodes 529 amino acids. Gene Ontology annotation, molecular function: zinc ion binding; nuclear receptor activity; RNA polymerase II cis-regulatory region sequence-specific DNA binding. Gene Ontology annotation, biological process: tissue development; regulation of transcription by RNA polymerase II; hormone-mediated signaling pathway. The record is from RefSeq and is a predicted model, not a curated record. NCBI's taxonomy places the organism in Eukaryota, Metazoa, Mollusca, Bivalvia, Ostreida, Ostreidae.